Molecule: messenger RNA, 1026 nt
Organism: Vicia faba (fava bean)
Lineage: Eukaryota; Viridiplantae; Streptophyta; Magnoliopsida; Fabales; Fabaceae
Source: the annotation of a GenBank genome assembly
AUGGAGGGUCAAACUCCAAGUCCCCCACUUCCAGCCCACCAAGCCCACACAAAGCCCAUCUCUAAACUCAACUCUUACGUAGCCAACACCAGACUAGGCAAAUGGUUCAAACUCUCCCAGCGAAACUCCACUUUCACCACCGAGCUUCGCGCCGGAACCGCCACGUUCCUCACCAUGGCUUACAUCCUCGCCGUCAACGCCUCCAUUUUAACGGACUCUGGCGGAACCUGCUCUGUUUCAGAUUGUGUUCCUCUCUGCUCCAACGCUUCCGUUUCAAUUUCCAACUGUACUGGCCCAUCUCUUCACGUCAUUCAACCUGAUAUCUCUUGCAAAUUUGAUCCCGUUAACCCCGGCUACGCUGCUUGUCUCGAUAAAACACGAAAAGACCUCAUCGUCGCCACCGUCGCUUCUUCUCUCAUUGGUUGUUUCAUCAUGGGCGCUUUCGCUAAUCUACCACUAGGUCUCGCUCCUGGCAUGGGCGCCAACGCCAAUCGGUCUCCGCGCAAAGCUAGCAUCCGCGCAAAGCUAGCAAAACUCGUACCAAAGCCCGUUCGAAUAAGCUCCUCAGCCGGAAUCGGGCUUUUCCUCGCCUUCAUCGGGCUUCAAAACAGUCAAGGAAUCGGGCUCGUCGGGUACAGCUCCUCGACUCUAGUCACACUCGGCGGCUGUCCAAGCUCAUCACGGGCUUCACUCGCUCCCGUGGUAACCGCAAUUAACGGUUCCGUUAGUCUAUUAUCGGGCGGAACCGUUUCCAGCGAUAUAUUCUGUCUAAACAACAGAAUGGAAAGCCCGACUCUCUGGUUGGGCCUAGUGGGCUUUAUAAUAAUCGCCUACUGUUUAGUUAAAAACGUGAAAGGAGCUAUGAUAUACGGCAUCGUUUUUGUAACCGCCGUUUCGUGGUUUCGAAACACCAAAGUAACGGCGUUUCCCAACACUGACGCUGGCGAUUCAGCUCAUGAGUAUUUCAAAAAGGUUAUAGACAUUCACACGAUAAAAAACAACCGCAGGUGCGUUGAGUUUCAGUAA